CCGGAAAUUUGCGGGCGCGCCGGAAGUUGAGGGGAGUUUCCUGCGAGCUCGGCUUCCUCAACAUGGCUGCGCCCUUGUCAGUGGAGGUGGAGUUCGGAGGUGGUGCGGAGCUCCUGUUUGACGGUAUUAAGAAACAUCGAGUCACUUUGCCUGGACAGGAGGAACCCUGGGACAUCCGGAACCUGCUCAUCUGGAUCAAGAAGAAUUUGCUAAAAGAGCGGCCAGAGUUGUUCAUCCAGGGAGACAGCGUGUGAGUCCCACUCCUCCCUUCCCUGAAGCAGGUGGAGGGAGGGACGGAUAUUUGAGCCCCCACCCUCGGGUUCAGUCCUGGCCUUCUCUGAAUCCGGUUCUCCCCUUCCUCCUCCCUAACUCUUCCAGCUCUGAGAUCUGUUUUCAGUUUUCUUGUUACUAAACCGAACUCUUGAGGAUUUUUUAAAUCCCAGAUGAAAGGAGCCUGGUGAAUUUCUCAGAAAACUUGGAUUCUGCCCUCUGGUUGCCACAGACUUGCUGUGGGACCUUAGGCGACUUACUUCGCUUCUCUGGGCCUCAGUUACUCUCUACACAGAAAGUGCUGAGGAAAAAACGUAGCUAGUACAACUGAAGAGCUAAAUAUUCUGUUUUAUUUCAUUGUAAUUUAAAUAGCCACAUGCAGCUAGUAGAUUACCAUACAGUGCAGCACGGGUCUAGAAUUCCAAGGAGUCAUUGACUCUGUGCGUGCACACACCCAUGCACAUGCACACACACUCACUGGGGACACCCCAUAGAAGCCCAGUGCAGUCUCCUUGGAAAGGACCAGGUUCCAGUUGCCACGAAGUUACUUCUAAAACAAGGCCAGUCCCCCACGUGAAAGGUGGCCGGUGCAGUUGUGAGGCUCGCUUAUUUGCCUCGAAGCAUAGGUCACUGUCAGGUCCUAAGGGAUCAGGCCUAGGGGAUCAGCCCUCCUUCAGGUCAUGGUCCAGUGGUCCUGGAGGCCACCUCUAAGGCCAGCAGUGCUCCUUGGGCCAUUACCAGUGGGAGCCAGGCUAAGCUGCCUGACCAAAUGUUGACCUACCCUGCCUUAUGCCAGGCAGGACUGCACGUGAGCAUUGCCAUGUGGCAUGGCAACUGAUUCGGAAGAGGCAAAACAGCCUUCUCUCCAGGAUGGGCAUGCAGAGGCCUAAAAAAAAGCCGAAGUUCUUUUCCAGGGCUAACGAGAAUAAGAUUAGACCCCUGGAAAAGUCCUACUAAUGGUUACCAUGACAGUGUGGCAAGCACUCCACACAUAUCAGCUCAUUUCGUUUUCGUAUAGGCCUUGUGGGUUAGACAGUAUCACUUAUCCCAUUUUCAGAUGAGGAACCUGAUACUCAGAAACAAAAUGACCUGCCCAUGGUCUGGGUGGUGGUGCUGGCUGGCAUUUGCACCCAUUUUCCAUCUGGCUACAAAGACCAUGCAUGACUGACCUGGUUUCCUUCACACUCAGACCAGCCUCCCCUUCCUGGGAUAUCUUUAGCCAGACCCCAGGAGGAAGGCUCCUCAGCACACUCUCCUGCAGCCCAAAGCUCUCAGCCUCUCUUCCUCUGUGCUACUGCCUCCUGCCUCUCACUCCUUGCUACUCACCACCAUCUUUCCCACAGGCGGCCAGGAAUUCUGGUGCUGAUUAACGAUGCCGACUGGGAGCUACUGGUCAGUACCUUGGGGGACAUCCCUCCCCCAGCCCCUGCCCUUGCUGCUUCAGUGGGAAAGCGUUGGGCCUCUCCUCAGGCACAUAUAGAGUGGCUGGGUAAUCCUCCGCCCCACUCCAGCCCCACACUGAGGCUGCUGGAGUCUCCCACUCCAGGUGAGGAAGGGAUGGGUAGCUGGGGACAUGGGAGUACUCCUCCAUCCUGAAGAUUUGCAGGUUGAGGUAUAGGAUACCCAUUUUUCUGGUAGAGUCUGUCUCUUCCAGAGCAGCCAGUCCUCAGCCCCUGUUCUCCCAACUCCUGGGGUGGACCUGGGAAGGUGGCCCUGAGGGUCUCCCGCUCCCCUCUCUCCCGCACCAGGGUGAGCUGGACUACCAGCUUCAGGACCAGGACAGCGUCCUCUUCAUCUCCACUCUGCACGGCGGCUGAGGGCCCUUCUCUGGGCCUGGGCACCCUUAGAGGGGAGAACGAAGCAAUCAGACAUCCCCUUGGGCCCUGCUUCCAGGUCUCCCUGUCCCCCUUGCCUGCCUUCUUCCCUGCUCUGUCCCCUAAGCUCCCUCCAGGCAGGGAAAAGAGGCCAGGUGCUAAAAAUGAGCCUUUCUCAAGCACGUGAGCAGCGGAAGGCAGACAGGCGCCAGAGCCCAGCACUCCCUUUUCCAGCAGCUGUGGUGGGGGAGGGUUCCCCUCCAGUUUGUCAAGAGUUGAAGGAGGCUCUGUGGCCAGGUGACCUGGCUGCCUUCCACUCCUUGUACCUCAGUCUAAACAUGGAGUGGCCGCUGACAAGGCGCUCCAGCCCCAGAGCCAGCGUCUUCAUGGGGAAGAUGAAUGGACCUGAGUAGCUGAAGGAAGGCCCCUCCCUACCCAAAGACUGGAGGCUUCUCAGCCUCAAUUUCCCUGUCUGUACAGCUGAGGGCUCUGCCUGUCCCCCACUGCUAUCAGUAUGGAACCCCAGCUGGGGUCCCCUAUUGAGUGCCGACUCCCCCCACCGCCAGCAGCUGCUCCUCCAGCCACACCCCUCCUGCUCCCCCCACCCCUAGCCCUUGACCCUGGCUGGCCUGCCCCGCUCCACAGGCCACCAGAUGGGCUCCUGAGACCCUCCCCAGGCUGCUUACAGCUCAUUCUGCUGGGGGUAGAGAUGAGGGGAGGGAGUAAGUUAAACCUUGGACUAGCAAGUAGAAGCCUGGGGGGAUGCGUGUGCCUCAGUUUCCUCCUCCACAACUGAAUAUAGUGGCUGAAAACUGGGGAGAUACUUGAUGGCGCGAAUGUCCGUUUUCUCUCCCUUCCCACCUCCUGCAGGAAGCAGGACGGGGCAGGCAGCACCUGGUAGGCACAGUGCUUUGCCCCUCCUCCCCUUCCCUUCUGGAAGUCUUGGGGCCUCAGUGCUUGCAACAGCCGGCCUUGGGCAAAUAAAAGACUAGGUUGUUUACUAGCCUUGCUUGGAGCUUCAUCCUUGGAAACGGGUGGCACCUCAUAUCCCCCCAGCCGUGGUCUGUGAUACAACCUCUCCAUCCUCAGCCUAGGGCCUCAGAGCUACCCUUCACCCAAAAGAGGGGUGGGGGUGAACACUCAGACAAUCUGAGAGGGGGUAGUCUAAUAGAGCCAUCUGGAGAAGGGAGUGGCAGAGCCAGUCUGUGCUGACCAGUCUGUGUCCCGGGACGCAUCCCCACCCGUCUGUCCAAGGCUUUGUCCCACCAGCUGCAGCCAGCAGCCUCAGAACCCAAAAUGAGGGUAGCAUAGAUAAGACUGCUGAGCCCCCUUUCUGUGGUCUUUCCUUUCCAUGACCUAGAGAAAAGAGCUUUGCUGGAGGGAGACCCCCAAAAAGAAUUAGGGUGCUAACAUCCCACCAAAAGCAUCAUCCCACCCAAAAUGUUGCUUUUCAUUCUAUGUCAAUAAUUUAAGGUGGAAUUUCUCUCACCCUGUGGAGAUGAAAGUGGCAAAAGGUUGUCCCAGCAGUGUUGGGGGAUGGGGUGUGCACAUCAUUCUUUUGGGGGUAGAUGACCUGCUGGCUGGUGGGCUUUUCUCCAGGACUACUGCAGGUAGAGACCCUCUGGGCUUGUGUGGAGUGGGAGCAGCCGUGUUGGGACUAUGGGGAGGAGCUGGUCUGGGUGCAAAUUAAGGCCAGUGUUGGGGUCUGAGUGCUGUCCAGAAAGGCUGUGUGACCAACCCUCACUAGUUCCUGAGGUCAGGGUCUCCAUGUUAGGGAACAGAGCAAGAGACUUGGAACAGCUCCCUACAGCUGCACUUCUAGAAGGUCAGCCUGUCCGAUUCUUGUAACCUGGAGGUCCCUCCCCAUCUGCAGCCCCCUGAGCUGCAGGAGCGGCCCCAUCAGUGCACCUGAUUGGAACACACUAGAUUUCAGGUCCUGGAAACUGGGCGCUAGGAUCCGUUUCCCUGGCUGCAGAGAGUGGGAGGUGUGAUGUGGAAUAUCCCUUCUCCCAGCACACCCCAAUUAAUACUGAAGAGUAGGGCAGGAGGAGGUGCUGGGAAAACCGGGUUUCUUGGCACAUGGGGGUGCAAGCACUGUGGUUGAAAUUGGCCAUGUCCAAGGCACACCAGACGAUUUCAGGUCAUUUUUAGCCCUAGACUGGAAAGGGGUCAGGGGACAGGUGACCUGGGCUCAGCCCCCAGCAGCUCCCAACUGCCCCUCUCCCAAGCAACUCCUGAUCCCUGCUUUUGAGGAAAUAAACAAAUAAAACCCCGCUAUCUCCGAA
Messenger RNA from Homo sapiens (human), 4369 nucleotides. It is a transcript of the gene URM1, whose product is annotated as ubiquitin related modifier 1. The record is from RefSeq and is marked validated. Gene Ontology annotation, cellular component: cytosol; cytoplasm; nucleus. Gene Ontology annotation, biological process: tRNA thio-modification; protein urmylation; tRNA wobble uridine modification. NCBI's taxonomy places the organism in Eukaryota, Metazoa, Chordata, Mammalia, Primates, Hominidae.